Messenger RNA from Prorocentrum cordatum, 1680 nucleotides. The record is from the annotation of a GenBank genome assembly. NCBI's taxonomy places the organism in Eukaryota, Dinophyceae, Prorocentrales, Prorocentraceae.
GCCUUCGCGCUGCUGUCGCGCUGCCAGCUGGGCCAGGACGCGGCGCCGCUCGGCGCCGCCGCGCCGGACGAGACCGAGGAGGCGCCUGAGCGAGGAGGUCGAGACGGGCGUCCCCGGGUGCCGCUCUUCGGCUUCCCGCAGGCGGAGGCGCGUCCCUCGGAGACCACGGCCGUCGGCGACGCCGGCUGCGCUGCAGUCGAAAUCAGGUCGAUGCGGCGGCCCGGCCUGCCCAGCUUCGACGACUUCUCGUGUGAGUGGAGCCCGCGGCAGGACUCCUCGCCGGACCUGCCUGGCGGUCGCCUCCUGACGCCGCGGCCCCCGGAUGGCAUCGUCCUCAACCACGACGAGAUCCACUCGUUCCGGGACUCCCAGCAGACGAGGCCAGCCCCCCGGGUCGUGAGCGACAGGUAUAGGAAGAUGCUUUCCGAUAGAGAGGACGAAGACGUCCUCAUCGUCCCAGAUCCUCUGGUUCAGCUUCCAGAAGACCAUAGAAGGCACAGGCGUCCGGGCCGCACGGCGCCGCCCAACUCCGCGAGGCAUGGCGGCGGCGAGGAGGAUACCACCCCCGAGGACUCCGACAGCAGCGCGCUGCGGGGCAACCGCUCGCCGUCCACGGGCCCGUCCGCGGCGGAGGAAGCCGCGACGCCCUCGGGGGCCUCCACCGCGUCCUUCGGCACGCGGGGCUCGGUGAUGUCCGUCGUUUCCUUCGGGGACCCCUCGGGGCACGUGCUCUCCGCGCGAAGGCGCGACUCCAAGUGCUCCAUCGACUCGCUUGACUCCGCGCUCGCCUCCGCGCGCUCCGCCGAGCACGGGGCUCGGGAUACGACCUUCGAGAUCAACCUCACGAAGGAUGGGGGCGCGACGCCUGGUCUGAACUUGACGCGAAGCUUCGUCGAUAACGCAGAGCUCCUCAUAACCGCCGUGAAGGAGGGGGGUCUGGUGAGCGAAUGGAAUUCUAAACGGCCGAGCAUGUCUGUCAAUAUCGGCGACUACAUCAUCAAGUGCAACGGCAAGAGGACCUACAAGGAAAUCAUGAACGAGCUCCGCUGCGCGAAUGAGAUUAGCAUGACCAUCAUGACCUCGCAGGCGAAGGGCGCCUCGCCGCAGAACCUCGCGGACCUGCACCUCAUGGAGCCUGGCCCCGACCAGCAAACCUCCGUGGACAGCACUCUCCCUGGCGAGGCGGAAGCAGCACCUCAGUGCCAGGGCUGGCCCACGUCCCCGCGGGAGCGCGAGCCGGCCUUCGCCAAGGCCGGCAGGCCAAAACGCCCGCAGGUGCCGCAGCUCGACCUCGGGCGGCGGCUCCGGGAGCCGCAGCCGCAGGCCGCCCCCGCGCCUCGACCGCGGGCUGGCGACGGCGGCCGCCGGUUGCCGGAGGACCAGGAGAGCGCUGCCAGCAGCUCCUCCCUCGUGGAGGGCCCGGAGGUGGAGAUCACUUCUACCAUGGACUCGACGAGGCGGAGCCUGAAGGCCGCGGCGCGGCCGGCGGGGGCCGCGGCCUCUGAGGACAGCACCUCGUGCGGCAGCGGGGGCUUCCCGGGCGAGGCUCCGCCGCGGAGGAAGCCCUUGCACCGUGGGCUGCAGGUCACGAGGCACGGUCACUUCACCAUCGUGCCCAUGACUCUGGAGGAGGAGACUUCGUGGCAGCAGUGCGUUCCACUUUGUUCCCAUAGAGGUUGA